GCUUAAGAGAAAAGCCGAUUUCAACCACAGAUGAUAGAUUUGUUAAACUUUAUCAAAGAUGUUGGAAGCAUGAACCAAACGAAAGACCAAAUAUUAAUCAAGUAAUUUCAGAACUUAAUAGUAUUGAUUCUAAAAAUCAUUUUGAUUCUAAAGAAAAUGAAGAUAGUGAAAUAAUAGAUGAUGAAGAAGACUUUUCAGGUUAUUACGUUCAAUUUUAUGACUUAGACAAAUAA
This is a messenger RNA of Funneliformis caledonium, 233 nucleotides long. The record is from the annotation of a GenBank genome assembly. Lineage: Eukaryota; Fungi; Glomeromycota; Glomeromycetes; Glomerales; Glomeraceae.